CAGUCAUUAAACAUUGUGUAAACGGACGCGCAAUUAUCAUUGGCGAUGUCAAUGUUACUUAUGCUUGUAUGCAUUUUUGGAGUACAGAGCGCUUUAGGGAAAACUUUGACAGUAUGCCCCGACGGAUGGCUUGCAAACAAUGGGUCUUGCUACUUGUUUUGCCAUGUUGAAAAUGAAUUUGUGUUUUCCGAGGCUGAGUCAUACUGUUAUCGUCACAACAGCCAUCUUGUCCACGUAAACAACUCUGACGAAAACGAAUUUCUGAAGGAUCGACUAAGACGGUUUAGACGUACGUUAAAACAAACGUGUACUUACAUAUAUACACAUUCAUCCAGAUAUGUGAGGGGAUGGAGUAAUCCUGACAAUGUUGUGAUUGGAUAAAAAGUAUUGCUGCAGUAGUGUUAAAACAAUUUAUGUUUCCUC
Messenger RNA from Mya arenaria, 423 nucleotides. Its product is annotated as C-type lectin domain family 10 member A-like. The record is from RefSeq and is a predicted model, not a curated record. Bases 46 to 381 code for a protein of 111 amino acids. Lineage: Eukaryota; Metazoa; Mollusca; Bivalvia; Myida; Myidae. The transcript is spliced from 4 exons.